Molecule: messenger RNA, 540 nt
Organism: Perkinsus marinus ATCC 50983
Lineage: Eukaryota; Perkinsozoa; Perkinsida; Perkinsidae
Exons: 1
Coding region: 1-540 (179 amino acids)
Molecular function (GO): protein binding
Source: RefSeq, a predicted model, not a curated record
AUGUCUCGGGGUCUGGCUGGGCGACUUGAAGCUGAUCGUAAAUGGUAUGAUGUAGCUUCCUAUGCAGUGCGGUGCAAUAUCGAAUCUGAAGAUUCUCCCGAUCCUGUUGAUCGAUUUGCAGCUAGGGUCUUUACAACUCGUAAAGACACGGCACGGCAGAGCGAGCAGUGGGCAUCUCGACGCCUUAGAGAAGGCCUGGCCAAGCACCGUGCUGGUGGUAACUUGGACGAGGCGUUGGUAUACUAUGAUUCAGCGUUGAGUCUUAAGCCUGACCACCCUGAUGCCUUAGUGGCUAAGGGAGCUGCCUUGACGACUAAGGGGAAGUACAGUGAAGCUGUUGAGUGUUUUGAAGGGGCUUUGAGAGUUAAACCUGAUCAUGUAAAUGCUAGAAAAUAUAGAGAGAUUGCUAUUAAGAGGAGUGGGAUGAAAUCGAUCGGCUCGUCUUCGGGUAGUCGGUCGGUGAUUAGUCUGGAGGACGAGUCGGAUACGGAGCGCCCGCGGCACAAGCAUCACCAUAAGAAGAAGAAGCGGCGUACCUGA